UUCUGUCCCGGCAGCUUGGCGACUGUUCUGCUUUGAGCGUCUGGUGCGCCCCGCGUCCUCCCUGCCGGGGCCACCGGGCUGGGGAUGUGCGCGGCGCCCCGGAGCCAUGGUCCGCUUCGGGGACGAGCUGGGCGGCCGCUAUGGGGGCGCCGGCAGCGGGGAGAGGGCGCGGGGCGGCGGGGCCGGCGGGGCUGGUGGCCCGGGCCCCGGAGGGCUACAGCCGGGCCAGCGGGUCCUCUACAAGCAGUCCAUUGCGCAGCGCGCACGGACCAUGGCGCUGUACAAUCCCAUCCCGGUCAAGCAGAACUGCUUCACUGUCAAUCGCUCGCUCUUCGUCUUCAGCGAGGACAACGUCGUCCGCAAAUACGCCAAGCGCAUCACCGAGUGGCCUCCCUUUGAGUACAUGAUCCUGGCCACCAUCAUCGCCAACUGCAUCGUGCUGGCCCUGGAGCAGCAUCUCCCUGACGGAGACAAGACGCCCAUGUCGGAGCGCCUGGAUGACACAGAGCCCUAUUUCAUCGGCAUCUUUUGCUUUGAGGCGGGGAUCAAGAUCAUCGCGCUCGGCUUUGCUUUCCACAAGGGCUCCUACCUGCGGAAUGGCUGGAACGUCAUGGACUUCGUGGUGGUCCUCACAGGGAUCCUUGCCACAGCUGGAACUGACUUCGACCUGCGAACACUGAGGGCUGUGCGCGUGCUGAGGCCUCUGAAGCUGGUAUCGGGGAUUCCAAGUUUGCAGGUGGUGCUCAAGUCCAUCAUGAAGGCCAUGGUUCCACUGCUGCAGAUUGGGCUGCUACUCUUCUUUGCCAUCCUCAUGUUUGCCAUCAUUGGCCUCGAGUUCUACAUGGGAAAAUUCCACAAGGCCUGUUUCCCCAACAGCACAGAUGCAGAUCCUGUGGGUGACUUCCCCUGUGGCAAGGAGGCCCCUGCCCGGCUGUGUGAGGGUGACACCGAGUGCCGGGAGUAUUGGCCAGGACCCAACUUUGGUAUCACCAACUUUGAUAACAUCCUGUUUGCCAUCUUGACAGUGUUCCAGUGCAUCACCAUGGAGGGCUGGACUGACAUCCUCUACAAUACAAAUGAUGCAGCUGGAAACACCUGGAACUGGCUCUACUUCAUCCCCCUCAUCAUCAUCGGCUCCUUCUUCAUGCUCAACCUUGUGCUGGGUGUGCUCUCAGGGGAGUUCGCCAAGGAGCGAGAGCGGGUGGAGAACCGCCGUGCCUUCCUGAAGCUCCGCCGGCAGCAGCAGAUCGAGCGGGAGCUCAAUGGGUACCUGGAGUGGAUCUUCAAGGCUGAGGAAGUCAUGCUGGCAGAGGAGGACAAGAAUGCAGAGGAGAAGUCCCCUUUGGAUGCCGUGUUGAAGAGAGCCGCCACCAAGAAGAGCCGCCACGACCUGAUCCACGCUGAGGAGGGGGAGGACCGGCUUGCAGACCUCUGUGCCGUGGGGUCCCCCUUUGCCCGUGCCAGCCUCAAAAGUGGGAAGACAGAGAGUUCAUCGUAUUUCCGGAGGAAGGAGAAGAUGUUCCGGUUCUUCAUCCGGCGCAUGGUGAAGGCGCAAAGCUUCUACUGGGUGGUGCUGUGUGUGGUGGCUCUGAACACACUCUGUGUGGCCAUGGUGCACUACAACCAGCCGCAGCGGCUCACCACAGCUCUGUACUUUGCAGAGUUUGUUUUCCUGGGUCUCUUCCUCACAGAGAUGUCCCUGAAGAUGUAUGGCCUGGGGCCCAGAAGCUACUUCCGGUCCUCCUUCAACUGCUUCGACUUUGGGGUCAUUGUGGGGAGCAUCUUUGAAGUGGUCUGGGCUGCCAUAAAACCAGGAACCUCCUUUGGGAUCAGCGUGCUGAGGGCACUCCGCUUGCUGCGGAUCUUCAAGGUCACAAAGUACUGGAACUCCCUGAGGAACUUGGUGGUGUCUCUGCUCAACUCCAUGAAGUCCAUCAUCAGCCUCCUCUUUCUGCUCUUCCUGUUCAUUGUGGUCUUUGCUCUCCUGGGGAUGCAGCUGUUUGGGGGACAGUUUAACUUCAAAGAUGAGACUCCAACGACCAACUUCGACACCUUUCCGGCUGCCAUCCUCACGGUCUUCCAGAUCCUAACAGGAGAGGACUGGAAUGCAGUGAUGUAUCAUGGGAUAGAAUCUCAAGGUGGAGUGAGCAAAGGCAUGUUCUCCUCCUUUUACUUCAUCGUCCUGACGCUGUUUGGAAACUACACCUUGCUGAAUGUCUUCCUGGCCAUCGCUGUGGACAACCUUGCCAAUGCCCAGGAGCUGACCAAGGAUGAAGAGGAGAUGGAAGAAGCAGCCAAUCAGAAGCUGGCUCUGCAGAAAGCCAAGGAAGUGGCUGAAGUCAGCCCCAUGUCUGCUGCCAACAUCUCCAUUGCUGCCAGGCAGCAGAGCUCGGCCAAGGCUCGCUCGGUGUGGGAGCAGCGGGCCAGCCAGCUUCGGCUGCAGAACCUGCGGGCCAGCUGUGAGGCGCUGUGCAGUGAGAUGGACCCGGAGGAGCGGAUGCGCUACGCAACCACGCGCCACCUAAGACCAGACAUGAAGACGCACUUGGACCGGCCUCUGGUGGUGGAACCACCAGGGCGGGAUGGCCCACGGGGUCCCAUGGGGGGCAAAGCCCGACCCGAGGGCACGGAGGUCACCGAGGGUGUAGACCCACCACGACGGCACCACCGACAUCGUGACAGGGACAAAGUUCCGGCUGUGGUCCCCGCAGUGGGCGAACAGGACAGGGCUGAUGCUGUGAAGGCGGAGAGUGUGGAACCUGGAGCACGGGAGGAGCGGGCACGUCCACACCGCAGUCGCAGCAAGGACGCGGCAGGUGCGCUGGAGUCCCGGAGCGAGCGCAGCAGGGGCCCUGGCCCUGAGGGCGGACGAAGGCAUCACCGGCGGGGCUCCCCGGAGGAGGCUGCUGAGCGCGAGCCCCGGCGCCACCGUGCUCACCGGCACGGUCCAGACCAGGGCAAGGAAGGCGUUGCACCUACUGCCAAGAGCGAGAGGCGCUUGCGGCACCGGGGCCCCCGGGCCGGUUCCAGGGAGGCAGAGAGUGGUGAGGAGCCUAUGCGACGGCACCGGGUGCGGCACAAGGUGCUGUCUGUUCGCGAGCCCACUGAAAAGGAGGCCGCAGAGAAGGAGGCUGCAGAGAAGGAGGGCGAGAUGGUGGAGGCGGACAAGGAGAUACGGAACCACCAGCCCAAGGAGCCUCACUGUGGCCUGGAGGCCAGUGGGGUGAUGGGCAUAGCCCCUGUGCACGUGCUACCCAGCACCUGUCUCCAGAAGGUGGAGGAACAGCCAGAAGAUGCAGACAAUCAGAGAAAUGUCACUCGGAUGGGCAUCGAAUCCUCAGACCCGAGCAGCACCUUACAUGUCCCAGUGACACUGGCAGGCCCUCCCGGGGAGACCACAGUUGCUCCCAGUGGUAACAUGGACCUGGAGAGCCAAGGAGAGGGGAAGAAGGAGGCAGAAGCUGAUGAUGUGCUGAGGAGUGGCCCCCGGCCCAUCGUCCCGUACAGCUCCAUGUUCUGUCUAAGCCCCACUAACCUGCUUCGCCGCUUCUGCCAUUACAUUGUCACUAUGCGGUACUUUGAAAUGGUCAUUCUUGUGGUCAUUGCCCUGAGCAGCAUCGCCUUGGCUGCUGAGGAUCCUGUGCGGACAGACUCUUCCAGGAACAAUGCUCUGAAGUACAUGGAUUACAUCUUCACAGGUGUCUUCACCUUUGAGAUGGUGAUGAAGAUGAUUGACUUAGGACUGCUGCUGCACCCUGGAGCCUACUUUCGGGACCUGUGGAACAUUUUGGAUUUCAUUGUGGUCAGUGGGGCCCUGGUGGCAUUUGCCUUCUCAGGAUCCAAAGGGAAAGACAUCAACACCAUCAAGUCCCUGAGAGUUCUUCGCGUCCUGCGGCCCCUCAAGACCAUCAAACGACUGCCUAAGCUCAAGGCUGUGUUUGACUGUGUGGUGAACUCCCUGAAGAAUGUGCUGAACAUCCUGAUCGUCUACAUGCUCUUCAUGUUCAUAUUUGCCGUCAUUGCAGUACAGCUCUUCAAAGGGAAGUUUUUCUACUGCACUGAUGAAUCCAAGGAGCUGGAGAGGGACUGCAGGGGUCAGUAUUUGGAUUAUGAAAAGGAGGAAGUGGAAGCUCAACCAAGGCAGUGGAAGAAAUACGACUUCCACUAUGACAACGUGCUCUGGGCCCUGCUCACACUCUUCACGGUGUCCACCGGAGAAGGGUGGCCCAUGGUGCUGAAACACUCCGUGGAUGCCACCUAUGAAGAGCAGGGUCCAAGCCCUGGGUUUCGCAUGGAGCUAUCCAUCUUCUAUGUGGUCUACUUUGUGGUCUUCCCCUUCUUUUUUGUCAACAUCUUUGUGGCCUUGAUCAUCAUCACCUUCCAGGAGCAGGGGGACAAGGUGAUGUCUGAAUGCAGCCUGGAGAAGAAUGAGAGGGCCUGCAUUGACUUUGCCAUCAGCGCCAAGCCCCUGACACGGUAUAUGCCCCAAAACAAGCAGUCGUUCCAGUAUAAGACGUGGACGUUUGUGGUCUCCCCCCCCUUCGAGUACUUCAUCAUGGCCAUGAUAGCCCUCAACACAGUAGUGCUGAUGAUGAAGUUCUACGAUGCGCCUUAUGAGUAUGAGCUGAUGCUGAAGUGCCUGAACAUGGUGUUCACCUCCAUGUUCUCCCUGGAGUGUGUGCUGAAGAUCAUCGCCUUUGGGGUGCUGAACUAUUUCAGAGAUGCCUGGAAUGUCUUUGACUUUGUCACUGUGUUGGGAAGUAUUACUGAUAUUUUGGUAACAGAGAUUGCGAACAACUUCAUCAACCUCAGCUUCCUUCGCCUCUUCAGAGCUGCGCGGCUCGUCAAGCUGCUGCGCCAGGGCUACACCAUCCGCAUCCUGCUGUGGACCUUCGUCCAGUCCUUCAAGGCGCUGCCCUAUGUGUGCCUCCUCAUUGCCAUGCUGUUCUUCAUCUACGCCAUCAUCGGCAUGCAGGUGUUUGGAAACAUUGCCUUGGACGACGACACCAGCAUCAACCGGCACAAUAACUUCCGCACAUUCUUACAAGCCCUGAUGCUGUUGUUCAGGAGUGCCACGGGGGAGGCCUGGCAUGAAAUCAUGCUGUCUUGUCUGAGCAACCGGGCCUGUGACCCAGAUGCCAAUGCCAGUGAGUGUGGGAGUGACUUUGCCUACUUCUACUUCGUGUCCUUCAUCUUCCUUUGCUCCUUCCUGAUGUUAAAUCUAUUUGUGGCUGUGAUCAUGGACAACUUUGAGUACCUAACGCGAGACUCUUCCAUCCUUGGGCCUCACCACCUGGACGAGUUCAUCCGGGUCUGGGCUGAGUACGACCCAGCUGCGUGUGGGCGCAUCAGUUACAAUGACAUGUUUGAGAUGCUGAAGCACAUGUCCCCGCCUCUGGGGCUGGGGAAGAAGUGCCCUGCUCGAGUUGCGUACAAGCGCCUGGUUCGCAUGAACAUGCCCAUCUCCAGUGAGGACAUGACUGUGCACUUCACAUCCACGCUGAUGGCCCUCAUUCGAACUGCACUGGAGAUCAAGCUGGCCCCAGCUGGGGCAAAGCAGCACCAGUGUGAUGCAGAGCUGAGGAAGGAGAUCUCCUCUGUUUGGGCCAAUCUGCCCCAGAAGACCUUGGACUUGCUGGUGCCACCCCACAAGCCUGAUGAGAUGACGGUGGGGAAAGUCUAUGCAGCGCUGAUGAUAUUCGACUUCUACAAACAGAACAAAACCACAAGAGAUCAGAUUCACCAAGCUCCAGGAGGCCUAUCCCAGAUGGGCCCCGUGUCCCUGUUCCACCCUCUGAAGGCCACCCUGGAGCAGACGCAGCCAGCCGUACUCCGAGGAGCUCGGGUUUUCCUUCGGCAGAAGAGCUCUACGUCCCUCAGCAAUGGUGGGGCCAUACAAACUCAAGAGAGUGGCAUCAAGGAGUCCGUGUCCUGGGGCACUCAGAGGACCCAGGAUGCACUUUAUGAGGCUAGGGCACCCCUGGAACGUGGCCACUCAGCAGAGCUCCCUGUGGGGCAGCCAGGAACACUGGCUGCGGAUGUACAGAUGCAGAACAUGGCACUGAGGGGUCCUGAUGGGGAGCCCCAACCUGGGCUGGAGAGCCAGGGCCGGGCUGCCUCCAUGCCCCGCCUGGCAGCAGAAACACAGCCGGCCCCUGAUGCCAGCCCCAUGAAGCGCUCCAUCUCCACGUUGGCCCAGCGCCCACACGGGGGCCACCUCUGCAACACCACCCUGGACCGCCCUCCCCCCAGCCAGGCACCACAUCACCACCACCAUCGCUGCCACCGCCGUAGGGACAAAAAGCAGAGGUCCCUGGAGAAGGGGUCCAGCCAGCAUGCCGACACAGAUGGCGCACCAAACAGCACGGCAGGGCCCAGCCUGCCCCCAGGAGAGGGGCCCACAGGCUGCCGGCGGGAACGGGAACGCAAGCAGGAGCGAGGCCGGUCCCAGGAGAGGAGGCAGCCCUCGUCCUCUUCCUCAGAGAAGCAGCGCUUCUACUCCUGUGACCGCUUUGGAGGCCGUGAGCACCCUCAGCCCAAGCCCUCCCUCAGCAGCCACCCCACGACCCCAACAGCAGGGGAGCCGGGACCCCCACCACAGGGUAGUGGUUCAAUUAACGGGAGCCCCUUGCUGUCAACAUCUGGUGCUAGCACCCCAGGCCGAGGUGGGCGGAGGCAGCUCCCCCAGACACCCCUGACUCCCCGCCCCAGCAUCACCUACAAGACGGCCAACUCCUCCCCUGUCCACUUUGCUGGGGCUCAGAGUGGCCUCCCGGCCUUCUCCCCUGGCCGGCUCAGCCGUGGGCUUUCUGAACACAAUGCUUUGCUCCAGAGAGACCCCCUGAGCCAGCCCCUGGCUCCAGGCUCUCGCAUCAGCUCUGACCCUUACCUGGGGCAGCGCAUGGACAGCGAGGCCUCUGCCCACACCCUGCCUGAGGACACACUCACCUUUGAGGAGGCCGUGGCCACCAACUCAGGCCGCUCCUCCAGGACUUCCUAUGUGUCUUCCCUGACCUCUCAGUCCCACCCUCUCCGCCGUGUGCCCAAUGGCUACCACUGCACUCUGGGACUCGGCACUGGCAGCCGGGCGCGGCACAGCUACCACCACCCAGACCAAGACCACUGGUGCUAGCUGCACGGAGACCAUGCUCCUCAAUGCGGCAGGCACCUGCGGGUUCCCGUUGAUGAGUUUUAUCAUCCAUGCUGGGCUUCAGGGCCGCAGCCCUAGGAGGAGGGGCCGCCAUGCACCUCCUUGGUGGAGGCUCCCGUUCGUUCCUCUCUCCUUCUUCCUCUUUUACACUGGAUGGACUAAUAAAGCCCUUCUUAGAGGGACAUGGCUCUCUAACCCCUCGUGUUCUGCCUCCCUGGGUCUCAUGCCACACGUCAGAGCCUAAGCAGGGCAUGGCAGAGCUGAGACAGACCUGAUGGGUCCAAAUCCCAGGUCUUGGCCUCCAGCAUCCAGAGCAGGUGCCCAGAACCUCGUUGAGGAGGCCUGAGUCUCGUGGGGAGCACUCACAUCCCAAUGUGUGCUGGCGGGCCGGGCACGCCUGAGAGCGUGGAAAGGAGCCCAGCUGUGGCCGGCAGCGGGCCUCCUGCUCACACACUGCUGUUGCUCUUGCCACUGAACCGCAGAUGGCGUAGAGUCACACUCUAUCUAUCUGUCCCUGGACACUGCUGCCCCGCAGGGACUAAGUCUGGAGAAGGCACUUGCUGUCGGCGUCUGUUUGCAGCACCCUUCACUGUCAUUUCUGUAUACUUGAUCUGGAACAUAGAAAAGCAGGGGAGGAAAUGUUGACUUUAAAAACCAACCUGUAGGAAGGUCUCCGCUGUUGUGUGCUCCUGUGUGGACUCCCCCAGCUCGGUCCUUCCCCGGCCGCCCUGGCUCUACCGCUCGACCAAGUGCCUGACCUCUGGCUCCUGGCAUCACACGCUGGGCGAGUCCUCUGAACCAUCGGGUGGAUUGUGUGAAAACUGCUCAUAGUGGCCAACAGGUAGAAAGCUGGUGGUCCUGGACGACAGCAGCACAUCACAAUUGGUGACAGGUGACUGCCCCAUGAACCUCCCGCAGUGAGGAGGUUCUAGGAAGCCGCGGAGCUGCAGGGCAUGUACUUGAGUGAGGCGCUUUCAGUCUGUUCUAUGUCUGAUUCUCAGGGACGGAUGCCUGCGAAGGAGGGCGUGAUCUCUGUGUGUGAAGUUUUCACCGAAGGCUGAGGAGACUGAAGGGCCAGUGGGGAGGGGGAGACUUGACUGAGGGCUGUGUGUUGGGCCAUCAGGCAGGAGGGAGCAAGUUGCCGGAGGGGACUGGCAGGGGAGAAGUGACUCCUGGGCUGAGGCUGGGUGUGCAAGCCCAGCAGGGGUCCCAACCCAAACAAAACCUGACCUCAUGGCCACUCUCCAAAGAGAAAGUGGCUCACCACUGGGCAUGUGUGGGUGAGUCCGUGGCCGUGUCCUCCGUGUCUUGAAACUUCAGAGGAUAUCUCUGGGACUUUUGGAUUCUACCCCAUGAGUCUCCUCAAAGAAGCUUUGUGGGUGUGUGUGUGUGUGCUCACAGGUGACAGGCGUGUGCAGGUGUGUCACUGAGUGGUGUCGACAACCAUAGGGCUAUGCAACAAAAGACACAUUCAAUAGAAACAAACACACAGGCCCACUGCCUGGUCUAGGGUUUCAGCAUGAUUGUGACCAAACCUUUUUAUAGAAUUUCCUUAUGUGAAGGCACAACACUCUGAAACUUAACAAUUAGCAGAAUAUUUUAUUCCAAUAGGAUAAAAUUAAGCAGGAAUCUUGGACUGUGCAUGUGACUCUGCACUUGUGUGGCAAGUAGAGGGCUGCGCAUUUUGAUACUGGUGUUUGUCUCUGUUCCUGCCCUAGCCCGUGUUCUUGGGUGCCGAAUGCACACAUUCCAUGUAGAACCACAGCUGUCUCUCUGGGCAGUCCUGGGUUAAGAGCCCUCUUUUCUAGACCCACACAACCUAGCUGGCUGGCCUGGAUCCUUCUAGGCAUUGGCAUUCAUGGCAGUUGCAAGGUGGGGGAGGGAGACAUCAGGGCUUGCCUUUUUGACUUCGGGUUUGUUUCUGUACUGUCUCUUUUCAAGCUAUCGUCUGUUUCCCUUGAAGUCUUACAGUGAGUUGCCAAAUUUGAAAUGCAUCAGCCAGCUGUCUGCAUCUGGAACCUGUCAAGCAGCAGCUGACCUUGAACAAGUCACGUGUGCAUGUAGAAUAUACACAUAUAUACGUUAUUCCAGUAUGUGCAUGAAGUGUAUAUCUUCCUACUUUUUGAUACAAUGUACUCAUUUGUUAAUUUUUAAUUAUAUUUGAUAUAAAUUGAAGGUUUGUUGCAAAACUUUAUAUUUAACAGCAGUGUUAGAGAGUGUGAGAGAGAGAGAGAGAGAGAGAGAGAGAGAGAGAGACCCAACCAUGGAACAUAACUGGUAUCUACUUAAAAAAAAAAAAAAGAAUCCUGUGAUUGACUUGUUUGCUGCCUGAGUAAUAUUUACAAGCCAAACUUUGGAUUCUGAUAUUGUUUCUACAAUGAUAUUUUGUAUGAAGCAAAGUCCUUGGAUUAAAAUAAAAACUUAGCAAAAAAAAAAAAAUAAAAAACAAAACCCCUGCCAUGCUGCCUGUGGUACAUGGGCACGUGUCUUGAUGCACCUAAUGGGCGGGGCACCCUGCCAGGAAGGCGCAGGAGAAAGUGCGACUUCUGGACCUGCCUAUGUAAGUGUGGCUGGGUUAGGGUGGGCGGAGGUCCUGGCCUCCACAGUGUGUGGACUGCCUUUCCCAGGGGCCUCCAGGCCCCCUUCGGAUCUCCACAUAUGGGUGAGUGGACACCUAUUGUCCCGGGCACAGGUGGAGAGCAUCCUGCAACUCCCAGAGACCCUGGGGGCUUUGCUCCCGAGCUGCAGUUUCUCCUCAUAGUGGUCUCUGGUUCUUACAUCCAAUUUCUUAAACCCAGGCUCCUGAAACAGGUGGUUUUCUUACUGCUUUUUCUUCUCUCUUUUCCCACUUCUGGUGAUAGCAGAGAUAAAUAUAGGCAUUUGUCAGUUCAAGGGCUGGGAACAGAUUUCAUCCAGUAACUACUGAGGUAGUGGAAGGAGCUAAGCUCCAUUCUCAUUUGUGUAGAGGUGGUUUGACAUUUUGAAGGGGAAAGUAGGGAGGAGAAGUGUUUGAGUUCAAGAGAGUCAACAAGGUAGAGAGGCAGAGGGUCAGUGUGUCACCAAAGGGAUCGAGGAGGCACUCCUGUGAGGACAGGUGAGACACAGCAAAGGUCUUAAGGGCAGCAAAGGUGUACGUACCCCACGGCAGAGUGUAUUGCCCGCCCCUCAGGGAGGAGACUGAGGCACGCCAAAGGUGAGCUCCCUGUGUGUGUGACUUUCCAGGGGAGAAAAGUGCAGGUCCUUAGGCUUCUUCAGGAUUCAGUCUCUCAACAGUCAUCCUGCAUUGAGUUCAGGAUGUUCCUCCUCUGUCGAAACAGUCCAGCCGUAAGUCAUCUGGGGGCAUGUUGUGCAAUUCUUUGAACCUGGAGACUUGUACAUUAAUAUGUUCGUGUUCUCAUCAAUUUGUUGCAAGCAUGCACUGAAAGUUUUGUUCAUCUUACCAAAGGUCUCCAUCUACUAGAGCCUCUCCUUCUCCCUCAGAGCCCACCUAUCUCAGUGCAUAUGCAGUUAGGCCAGCUGUUGCUGACAGUUGUCUGAGUAAGGAUUCUAGCUUCUACAAGCAUGAGGAGAUACCCCAUCCCCUUCUCAAUCACACUCCAAAGGAAUUGUUCUCAGAGGCCCUUCUGAGUUGCAAGAGAAACAUAUUUUCAGUUGCAAGCCCUUUUUAGUAAAUACUUCAAGAAGGGGAGGUCAGGGCCUGUCAUCUGGUGUGGGUUAGAACAUGGUAGGUUUUCCUGGCAGUGUUGAGCUUUCCUGAGGCAAAUGUUUUAAUGGAGGUGGUGGAGGUGGAAGUGUUGCUGGGGUCACCCUAAGCUACUUGAGCCUGGUAGGUUCACUUGGUGAAAACUCUUAGUGCCAGGGUUUGGGCCCAGUUGUCAUGUGCUCAGAGUUCUGCACUUCUCAUUGGGCCCCUGUGCCUUUAAGUGAUCUCUAGUGGUUGUUUACAAAGAAGGAAUGCAGUUCCAGGUGGUUUCACACAUUUUCUCUUCAGCAAUUUUUCUCCAUAGCAUCAUGCAUUCUGGGAUGUUCCAGUCUCACCCAUCCAAUCCAGCCAAUUCCCUUUAUUCUCAUAGGAAAAAUUAGUAAAGACAUUUCCAUACUUAUUCAGCUUGUUCUGUUAAGUAGAAGAGUUAAAUGUGGCCACGGCUUAGAAGAGUCUGACAGUGAAGCUCCGCGUGGAGGUAGUGUUGCACAGAAAUGACACUGCCCUCCCCACAGGCUCCUGCUCUGGCCGACAUGCGGAGCAGAGCUUUGCGCCCGUUCUAGAUCAUAGAAGACACCUGCUGCUGUGGGGUCCCUCAGAUGGUGAGCCAAGACACUCAGAGCCAUGGCCAAUGACAUUCCAGCUGCCACCCAGGGCGUUUGCUGGGCUGCUACUGCCGACUUCGAGCCCAGCAGGAAGGAGAUGCAGCUGGCUGCCCUCGGGACUUGACACUGGCCUGCCGCCACAGUAAUGGUCUGCUUUUCUUUAUUUUUGUAGAAAUUUCUCCUCAUUAAAUGGUGACUGCCAGCACCACCUAACAAAUACCCUCUGUGACCAAGUCCCGACACAGUUCAGUUUAUCCCUAAUAAAUAGAAAAUAACCAAUUGAGAAAAUGGACUUAACAUUUUCAAAGAAAAGAAUAUCUUCUCUUGAACAAGACAGGAAACGGACAGAGAUUCUCUGCCUGUCAAACUUCUAUCAGGUUCCAAACACUCUCCUGGGCCCAUCCGUGCGCGUCCGCCCUUCCUUGUACAAUCCAGUGCUCCAGAGCACAGCACAAGCUCCUCCUCAGUACCUUGUCUUCCUCCCUUUCUGGUUGGGUCUCUUGUCUUGACUGUCCCUGGUGAUGGCUGCUCACCCUCAUUCCAACAAGAAUACUAUGGGGUCAGUUUGGUCAGAGGCUCUCUCACGUUUCUGAUUGGUCAUUUCCACAGGCCCCAUUGCAAAGGUCUCUAUAUCUAUGUGAGAAUCCUGAAAACAGCUGCUCCCCUGCUUUAAAAAACAUCGCUGGGUACUUUUUCUAACACUGCGAGACAAGGGGUAGCACAGGUUGCCAGCAAACACCAGAAGCUGGAAGAGGAAGGAGGGACCCUUCCCGCAGUUUUCAGAGGGAGAUCAACCCUGCCAACACCUUGAUUUUAGAAUUCUGGCCUCCGAGUUGUGAGACAGUGUGCGUCUGUUUGAAGUGACACAUAUUUCAGGGCUUUGUGGCUGCCCUGGGAAACAAACACGCUGGCUGUCCCUGCACUCAGAUGUGGUCCUCCUCCCAGUCUACCUCGUUAGUCAUUCCAACACUGAGUGAGAGGAAUGGUGGGAAGACACUGACCCUGAGGACAGGGAGGUGCCAAGGGGAGUGGGCUUGGCACUGGAGGGCAGAGCUGGAAGACCCAGGGCAGCUGGGCUCAGGCAAGGUCAGGGUGGUGGGAAGAGCAGAGUCAGGUCCAUGGAACCAACUUGAUUUUAAGCACCCCAGCUCCCUUCUGAGUCUUGGCCCUUCCGUGCUGUGCCCUGGGACAUUUCAGUCUGAGCGCCUUGCUGUCACCUCAGGGAUGAGCAUCAGGUCCGAGACGGGAAGCUGAGCUCUUUCUUCCUCCAUGGGCAGCAAAGUCCUGAGUGCCAAACAUCACCUCCUUCUCCACACCCUCCGCUGCUCAACUUGUCUUCUGAGGAAAACUUCAGCACAUUUCAGUCCUGGCUCUGCUGGGGGGCGGGUUGGCGCUGAUUCCAGCCCCCUCCGGCAGCACAGGAAGGGCUGCAACGGGAGGAAGGAAGGCCCCUGUCCAGGCUGCAGGGAUGGCCCCGCUGUCCUCCCUGAGUUGGGCUGGAUCUCAACUGUGUGUGUGUGCUUUAAGAAAUACAGGAUCGCUCCAUUUCUUCUCAUAAUCUUUUUAAGAGAAGGUGUAUUUUUUCUCUCUUUCUAUAGAAGGAGUGUUAGAAGCUAGGAUUCCCUGGGAGGAAGGGGUGCAUUCCUUCCCUUACUGGCACCAGUUGUCAUGUGGUGGGCUCUGAUCCACACACGCACACAUGAAUGUGUGGACACGCAUGUGCAAGCACACAUGCAUACACAUACCCUCACAACUCCCCCCAACUGUUACACAUGCCAUGACAUACCAUGCACCUGUGUGUGCAUCACACACACACACACACACACACACACACGCCUGUCUGGCUUGCACCUCUGAGGCUGCGGAGUGGAGGAAGCCAGGAGAGGAGCCAGGAGAAGCCAAGGGAGGAACCUGGAAGCAGACAGAGGGAGCAUCACUUCGCAGGAGACCAGGGCGUCCCCCUCCUGAUCCACAUUUGUCUCAAACCCUAGACUUCUCUCCAGAGCCAGGAAUGGAUUUUCCAGGGGUUGAUUCUUGUGGGGACCUGAGCUGAGAAUGUGGGUUCUCUGGGCCCUCACUCUUCUGCCUUCAGAGACGGGGUAAUGGGGUCCAUGGCUGGGCUCUGGAUUUGUUUGCAGACGAAACAGGAGGCCACCCAACAGACACACAAACAAGGGGGUCAGUGUGGAACAGCAGCACACGUGACACUCCCCUGAGCCCUUCAGGAGCUGUCCCCUUUCCCUACCUUGUCAGUGUGGUGACAGCAGAUGUGGUUCAGCAUCCUCCGAAGCUCCCCAGCUCCCUCCACCUGUGGGCAGGGACAACCCUUUGGCCUGUCUCCAACACGUCAUGCAGAAGCCCUUCCCUCUUGAGAGGACACCCCAUUUUCAAGACUCUUACAAAAGUAUAAUCUGUAGCUCAAAACUGGGCACUUGACUCCCGACGAUGUCCCCCACUUUCCUGAGGCAGUGGACAGGAGUGUCAUGAGCCUAGGCAGUUGAGGACAGAGGCUGAGAAGGCUGGGGCUGUGGUUGGCCCUGGGCUGUCAUCUCUGUUGCAGGCACCAGUCCCUUCUCUGCAGGACCACGGUAGCUUCCAGCGGGCAUUCUGGAGUCGGGGUCCUGCUCUCUAGGAGAACAGAUGGAGGGUGUGGUGUGUGUGGUGCACUUGGCGGAAGCUCCUGGUCCCACUGAGGGAACAGAUACCAUUGGAGUUGAGGCUCUCUGGCUACACAGAGGCGUCUUGAUCGUGUCUCGUGUCCUUUGGGUGUAAGUGGG
Marmota monax (woodchuck) is the source of this 14235-nucleotide messenger RNA. It is a transcript of the gene Cacna1b, whose product is annotated as calcium voltage-gated channel subunit alpha1 B. The transcript is spliced from 46 exons. The record is from RefSeq and is a predicted model, not a curated record. Gene Ontology annotation, cellular component: neuronal cell body; voltage-gated calcium channel complex; membrane. Lineage: Eukaryota; Metazoa; Chordata; Mammalia; Rodentia; Sciuridae. Gene Ontology annotation, biological process: calcium ion import across plasma membrane; chemical synaptic transmission. Bases 107 to 7132 code for a protein of 2341 amino acids. Gene Ontology annotation, molecular function: calcium ion binding; high voltage-gated calcium channel activity.